Closterium sp. Yama58-4 is the source of this 1269-nucleotide messenger RNA. Lineage: Eukaryota; Viridiplantae; Streptophyta; Zygnematophyceae; Desmidiales; Closteriaceae. The record is from the annotation of a GenBank genome assembly.
AUGGCCCGUCGCCGGGCCGUCUUCGGGUCGCAGGCAAGCUUCACGUCGUCGCUCGUCGCACUCGCCGCGGUUCUCAUCUCCGUGCUUGUCGCCACGCCUGCCGUAGUAAUCGCAGGACCAGUCUGCGACUACGCCAAUGGAACGUGGGUGCGCGCGGAGGGCUACGCGGCGCAAUACACGGGGAAAUCGUGCGCUUACGCGGGAAAGACGCGCAACUGCGAGAAGAACGGGCAGACGAGCUUCGACUACCGCAACUACAAAUGGGUGCCGGGACAGCCGGAAUGCGCGCUCUCCAGGUUCGACGCGCCGUCGUUCCUGUCGCUGCUGCGCGGCAAGGUGGUGGCCAUGGCGGGCGACUCCAUGAUCAACAACCUCUUUGAAGCCAUCCGAUGCCUCGUCAGCACCGCCACUCCCGCUCCGGACUGGGAGGGGUCCUUCCCCGGUGUGACUGGCGAUUAUGAGGUGUUCGAGGUACCCAAGUACGGCUCUAAGUUCAUUCGGAUUCAGGACCCUUUUCUAGUUGACUCCAAGCACGCGGGCACGUCUGACAGUUCGAGUGCCACGUGGACCAUCAACCUGGACAAGCCGUCCCCGCAGUGGGCUUCUCUUCUCACGACAGCGGACGUGUUCGUGUUCGCCCACGGCCACUGGUUCGACAAUGCUCCCGCCAGCAAGCGCCUGCUGUAUCAGAAGGGCCAGCCUGUGCAAGCAGACCAAUUCGAGGCGGCCCGUCUGUCACUCAUCACAGUAGCCAGUUACCUCACUAAGAGCAACUACAAGGGCCAGGUGUUCUACCUCACUUACUCUCCCAGACACUACAGCUCCGCGUUCAAGACUAAGGGCAUGGGCUGCGCUAAAGCCACCGCGCCUUUCACUCCGUCUGAAGGGGACUAUGCGAUGGGUAAGUCCAAGGAGGCUCCGUAUCUCACGGCGCAAAAGGCGGCUUUAAAGCCGUAUCCUGCUGUGCGGGUAUUGGAUAUUUUCCGGAUGGCGUUACUGAGGCCAGACGCACACGUGGGACCGUGGGAUGGGAAGAGCGGGAACGGGGACGACUGCUCGCACUGGUGCGAGCCGGGGUUGCCGGAUAUCUGGGCUGAUUUGCUGUUUAACGAGCUCAAGAACAGUGGAGGAGAUCUCCCCUUCCUCAAAGCCCUCUCCCCCCUCCUCCUCCUCCUCUUCCUCCUCUUCCUCCUCUUCCUCCAAGCCUUCCUCUUCCUCCUCUUCCUCGUCUUCCUCCAAACCCUCCUCUUCUUCCUCCUCGACUUCUAA